AAAAACAAAUUUACCUGAAGUGACAAAAGCAUUCAAAUACACAACGCGCGCGAUGAAGGUGAACGCGGACUUGUCUCUUGCCGCCGUCGUACACCACGAUGAUAUCAAUUACGUUUCGUCGCCAUCGCAAGGGGUCUUCCGUGGUAUGCUCGAUCGAGACGGCGACGAAGUGGCACUUGCUACUACCCUGGUUCGGUACGCCCCGAACUCGUCGUUCCCGCCACACAAGCAUGGCGCGGGCGAAGAAUUCCUCGUCCUGGAGGGCACGUUUAACGACGAGCAUGGAGCGUAUCCUGCUGGAACUUAUGUUCGAAAUGAAAUUGGAUCGGUGCAUGCCCCUUCCAUUGGCAGCGACGGGUGUCUCAUCUUGGUCAAGUUGCGUUGGAUGGUCCCAGACGACACGCACGUCGUCGUGCAUGAUACGGCUUCCGCGUCGGCAAAGCACUGGACGGCCUUGUCGGUGGGGGGCAACGUUCGCUCUUUGUACCACAACCCGUCGACAGGAGAACAUGCGUGGUUUGCCGUGCUCGGUGCUGGGGCUCGCGUGGAGAGUCUGGAUGGAUUUGAAGGCGGCGAAGAGGUCUUUGUGGUUGCCGGGACCGUGACAGCUCUGUACGCGGGCACGUCAACGCAAUUGCUCAAGUACUCGUGGCUGCGGCUCCCGCCUUCAGCACAAGGUGGCAGCGUCGAUUCGUCCACGAAGACCGUGUUUCACAACACGAGUACGUCCGAAACACACCUGUUCAUCAAGACUGGCCAUCUGCGUCGAUUUGUUUGCAGCUUAACGGCUGGUAGUUAGGGCUAAGCCCAGGCCGUGAAAAGAAACUCGUAUAGAUUCCAACGUAAUGCCGAGUUGGGAUCAAAGAUGAGGAUCCAUGUACAAUUGCUCAUCGUGGCUUGUACUGUGGCUCGAA
Messenger RNA from Aphanomyces invadans, 914 nucleotides. RefSeq lists its product as hypothetical. The transcript is spliced from 2 exons. Bases 53 to 799 code for a protein of 248 amino acids. The record is from RefSeq and is a predicted model, not a curated record. Lineage: Eukaryota; Oomycota; Saprolegniomycetes; Saprolegniales; Verrucalvaceae.